This is a messenger RNA of Lottia gigantea (owl limpet), 437 nucleotides long. RefSeq lists its product as hypothetical. The annotation marks the transcript as partial. Lineage: Eukaryota; Metazoa; Mollusca; Gastropoda; Lottiidae. The transcript is spliced from 3 exons. The record is from RefSeq and is a predicted model, not a curated record.
CUAUAAAUUGUGGAGAUCCUCCACCGGGGCUCGAAUCAUCAGGAACUGCAUCAAGUGGUACUACAUACACAGAUACAGCGGAUUAUAUUUGUAAUGAAGGAUUUGUAAGACAAAGUGGUAAUUUACAGAUUAGCUGUCUAGUUACAGGGAAUUGGGAUAUAGCUAAUAUACUUGUUUGUGAAGUUGUAAAUUGUGGAGAUCCUCCACCGGGGCUCGAAUCAACAGGAACUGCAUCAAGUGGUACUACAUACACAGAUACAGCGGAUUAUAUUUGUAAUGAAGGAUUUGUAAGACAAAGUGGUAAUUUACAGAUUAGCUGUCUAGUUACAGGGAAGUGGGAUAUAGCUAAUAUACUUGUUUGUGAAGCCACAUUUUCGUAUAAAAAAUUAUUAGCCAAACCAUGUUUAAAAGAUAUUUAUAAGUCAGAAAUAAGGUAA